Molecule: messenger RNA, 675 nt
Organism: Symbiodinium sp. CCMP2592
Lineage: Eukaryota; Dinophyceae; Suessiales; Symbiodiniaceae
Source: the annotation of a GenBank genome assembly
AUGGAUGUGCAGCAGACGCCGGAAGAUCUGUCCCAGAUGCAGCUGAGGCCCCUAGAGCAAGGCGGCAAGUGCACCAAGGAUUUGCAUGUUGUGCAGGCAGAGGUAAUUGUUGGGACGUCGGAACCAGAGCCGAAGCGGCCAAGACAUGGACCUGAAUUGAGCAGCCUCGAAGACAAGCAGCUCGAGGCCAAGAACCCUCUGCAGCGAGAGGUGCGCAGCUGUGACCCUGCUACUUUGCUGCUGAAGUUGGCCAAACUCGAGCACAAGACCGACGAGCUCGACGCCAGCUUCACAUCGAAGGCACGGAGACAGCAGGAGAUGGAGCAAAAACACUUUGCUCUUGAGAAGCAACUCGAAGAUGAGGCUGCCACACGUAACGACAUGUUCCUGGACCUCGACAACAAGCUGUCGCAGCAUAUCGAGCGGCACGAUUGCGUCCAGGACCACAUGGACAUCCUUGAGCAGGUCAUAGGCGGGACGGAUGAAACAAUUGUGGAUGAGGAGAUGAGUCAGGUGCCUUUCAUGCAACGCCUGAGACAUCUGGAGCAGCUUGUGCAGCGGGAGUCGGUGACGCUCGAGCGAUUGAACUCUCUUGAGAAGACUGCGCGUUGCCUGGGAGUUUGCAAAGAGGUUUGUCGCCAGUGUGGAUGGCCUGCAGCAUCACGUCGGUGUUGA